AUGCCUGCUCCUCAACAAGCCGAGUUCACUUUCCUGCCCCUUGGAGCCAUCAUUCAGGAAUUCCGUGUCGGAGGCAAGAACAUUGUCCUCGGGUUCCCCACACAAGAACACUAUGUCCAGUACAACACUGCGCAUUACGGUGCUACCAUCGGUCGCGUUGCCAACCGUCUCAAGGAUGGUCAAAUUAACAACCUUAACGGUCGCAAUUACCAACUCGUGAAGAACAAUGGACCCAAUGCUCUUCAUGGCGGCGAAAAAGGCUGGGGAAAGCGCGUUUUUGACGGCCCGCACACCGUGAGUCGCCAUGGACAUGAUUCUCUGCUCUUCAAAUAUCUCUGCAAGGAUGCGGAGGAGGGGUAUCCUGGAACAGUGGAGGUCCGCGUUUGGUACACUGCCAGUAAGGAAGAUGAGAAGACCGUUCUCACGACCGAGUAUGAGGUGGAAUUUGUUGGUGACGAGUGCGAGGAGACCGUUGUCAACAUCACCAACCACAGCUACUUUAACAUCGGUGACGGCCCAACCAUCACCGGUACCACCGCUCAACUGGAAACUGAUGACUAUCUCCCCAUCGACUCCACCGGUAUCCCAGUAGGAAAGAUUGCGAAGUUCCCUCGUGAGGUAACCAAAUUAUUCGAGCUCGAAGCAGCGGGUCCCCACAUCGACGACGUCUUCAUCAUGGAGACCGACCCAUCCAAGAUUCCCCUCGACACUCGUGGCUUGCCCCUUCGUCGUCAAGCCCAGUUCAGCAACCCCAACACAGGCAUUCAUCUCGAAGUCUACAGCACAGAGCCUGCAUUCCAGUUCUACACGGGCAAGUACAUUAAUGUGCCAUCUAUUGAUGGUGCCCCGGCUCACACCGAAGGCGCCGGAUUCUGUGUGGAACCCAGCCGCUACGUGAAUGCUAUUAACGAGCCAGAAUGGCGGUCACAGGUCUUGCUUAAGAAAGGCCAGAUCUUUGGUUGCAAGAAUGUUUACAAGGCUUGGAAGGCUUAG
Penicillium malachiteum is the source of this 993-nucleotide messenger RNA. RefSeq names its product aldose epimerase family protein. The transcript has 2 exons. The record is from RefSeq and is a predicted model, not a curated record. Gene Ontology annotation, molecular function: carbohydrate binding; aldose 1-epimerase activity. Lineage: Eukaryota; Fungi; Ascomycota; Eurotiomycetes; Eurotiales; Aspergillaceae. The coding region runs from base 1 to 993 and encodes 330 amino acids. Gene Ontology annotation, biological process: glucose metabolic process; beta-D-galactose catabolic process via UDP-galactose, Leloir pathway.